Molecule: messenger RNA, 696 nt
Organism: Impatiens glandulifera
Lineage: Eukaryota; Viridiplantae; Streptophyta; Magnoliopsida; Ericales; Balsaminaceae
Exons: 3
Coding region: 1-696 (231 amino acids)
Source: RefSeq, a predicted model, not a curated record
AUGAGAGAUCUCAAAGGAAAAGGAGAAGUCAAAGCAUUCUCAAGUGGUACUACUACAGGAAACAUUGAUCAAUCACAUGAUCCCGUUUCAUACAAACAAGCUGUAAUGAAUUCAGAUUGGGUUGAAGCAAUGAAUUCAGAACUUAAUGCUUUAAACAAAAACAACACAUGGACUUUUACACAACUACCAAAAGAUGCAACUCCUAUGCAACUUGUUAAUGAUCCUAUUAAUGAUGAUUUAUGUGAUGUUAAUCAAUAUAGAAGACUUGUUGGUCGACUGUUAUAUUUAAACUUUACAAGACUUGACAUUGCUUAUUGUGUUCAACAAUUAAGUCAAUUCAUUAAUAAACCAUUUAAAUCCCAUUUUGAGGCUGCCAUACAAGUUGUCAAAUAUCUCAAAGGGACUCCAUCUUUGGGAUUAUUUUUCUCAUCACAUACAAGUUUUAAAUUAUCUGCAUAUUCAGAUAUUGAUUGGGGAUCCUGUUUAGAUUCUAGAAAAUCAUUAAUAGGGUAUUGUAUAUUUGUUGGAAAUUCUCUUUUUGCUUGGAAAACAAAGAAACAACAAACUAUUUCUCGUUCUUCAGCCGAAGCUGAAUAUCGAAACUUGGCAGUGACAGUUUAUGAACUACAAUGGCUAACAUAUUUGCUUAUUGAUGUUAUGAUUAAAGUUGAUUUUGCCAGUUACACUUUAUUGUGA